Molecule: messenger RNA, 4288 nt
Organism: Anguilla anguilla (European eel)
Lineage: Eukaryota; Metazoa; Chordata; Actinopteri; Anguilliformes; Anguillidae
Gene: suco
Product: SUN domain containing ossification factor
Exons: 25
Coding region: 201-4163 (1320 amino acids)
Biological process (GO): protein folding in endoplasmic reticulum; regulation of bone remodeling
Cellular component (GO): membrane; cytoplasm
Source: RefSeq, a predicted model, not a curated record
CACGUCACGGGCCGUUUCUAUUGGUUUAGAAGAGAACCGCAGCAGCGCCAGGAACUGGAGAGCCCGAGCAACAAGAACAGAUAGAAGCCAGCAGGAAAAGAAAGAGCAAAGGGGGUUAGACCGAGGGAACAUUUACCAAUUACGGGGAGGUUAGGAAAAUCAAGAAAAAUAGCGAGGAUGUUGGUCCCCGCGGGAAGAUAAUGAAGAGGCUGCGUGUUGUGUUGGUGUGCCUAAUUGUAGCUCUCCUGUGCUGGUACCCCAGUCGUCAUGUUGAUUGUUCGGAACAGAGCGCCGCUGGCCCAGUACAGUCUGCACAGGAUAGCAGCCCUCAGGCGAAGCCGGAGGAGGGGGCUCACGAGAAGGUCGAAGAGGAUUGGGCGGUGUACAUCCAGUCGUACGACGUGGGACUGGAGUCGGAGAGGGUUUCAUUAGAGGCGCCAGCGCCCAAUGAAAUGCAAGAUGAGGAAAACGAUGAGACUGUGAAAAAGGAGGAGCCUGUUGUGGAGGCGAGGACAGAACCGGCGACGGACCCUGCACCGGAUCCGGACUCUGAUCCUCCCGCCUCUCAAGACCAGCAGGCCCCGCCUACCGCUGCUGCUUCCUCCCCCCCCACCGAGCUCCCCGCAGCUGUGCCCGCUGAACCAGAGGAAGCCCCCGAAGACACACCUACCUCACAAGCCCCUCCCACCACACCCACCAGUGCAAUAGAGGUUGCCAGUGCCGAUACCCCUGUAGACAGCUCUAUUGAUGCUGAGCAUCAGCAGUCCGCGUCCGAGUGUGAGGCCGCAGGGCCCCCCGUGGCGCCCCCGCCCUUUCGCAGCCCGCUCGCCAGCUUGACCGUGGAUCACGUAGAGAAUUCCUCCAGCACCCAUGGGAGCAGGACGGGGACCAAAACUGAGCUGGACUCCUCGCUCCCCCAUGUGGAGCAGGAUGUGCCCGAGCUGGACCAGGGCACCAACGCCUCCCACAUGCCCGAGGAGGAGGCCGAGGCCGACGAAGCCCCCGUCGCCAAGGAGACGGACCCCUCGGUGCCCGGCAAGGAAGACAUCCCCACCUUUGACGAGUGGAAGAAGAAGGUGAUGGAGGUGGAGAAGGAGAAGAGCCAGUCCAUGCACUCCUCCUCCAAUGGAAGCCCCCAUGUGGUGAAGAAGGUACAGAAGAAUUUUAAGAAUAACUACGCCUCUGUGGAGUGUGGGGCCAAAAUCCUGUCGGCAAACACAGAGGCUAAGAGUACCUCUGCCAUUCUGAUGGAGAACAUGGACCUCUACAUGCUGAAUCCCUGCAGCAACAAGAUCUGGUUCGUCAUUGAGCUGUGCGAGCCCAUUCAAGUCAAGCAGCUGGACAUUGCCAACUUUGAGCUCUUCUCCUCCACUCCCAAGGACUUCCUGGUUUCCAUCAGCGACAGGUACCCGACGAACAAGUGGAUCAAGCUGGGCACCUUCCACGCCCGGGACGAGCGCACGGUGCAGAGCUUCCCGCUGGACGAGCAGCUGUACGCCAAAUACGUCAAGAUGUUCAUCAAGUACAUAAAGGUUGAACUCCUCUCCCACUUCGGAUCCGAGCACUUCUGUCCCCUCAGUCUCAUAAGGGUGUUUGGAACCAGUAUGGUGGAAGAGUAUGAGGAAAUAGCGGAGUCCCAGUAUCCCUCCGAGAGACUGGAGUACCUGGACGAGGAUUAUGAUUACCCUCCUGGCUACGUGCCGGCGGAAGACAAGGCUGCAAAGAACCUGUUGGGAUCGGCCACGAACGCCAUCCUCACCAUGGUCAACAACAUCGCCGCCAACGUGCUGGGGGCUAAGCCGGAACUCGAAGAAGGAGCCAACGUUGAAGCAAACUUUUCAACGGACGGCGAGAACAUUACAGAGCCCUCCCCCGAAGAGCCGGCCAGCUCCACCCCCAGCCCCAGCCCCAGCAGCCCCUCCCCCUCUCCAGAGGAGGAGUCCCCGGAGCUGGAGGUGCCCGUCGCUACGGAGGAGCCUGAGGCCCCUCCCCCCGAAACCCCGACUCCGGCCCCGCCCGAGGAGACCCUGAUCGUCACGCUGGUGGAGGAGGACGAGGAGGAGCCCCGCCAGUCCACCGUCACCCUUCUGGAGGGGGAGGAGGAGGAGGAGGAGGAGGCGGAGGAGCCGGCGCAGCGGCGGAGGACCGAGGAGCGGCAGCGGGAGAGCCGGGCGUACUCCGGGAAGCUGUCCUCGCUGUCGUGCGCCGCCUCCCUGCGGGAGUACCUGCUCCGCUGGUGCUCCGCCUCGCUGGCCCUGCAGCGUCAGCGCAGCGAGCGCCAGAGGCAGCGGGAGGCGUGGGCCGACGCCCGCUCGCCCCCGCAGCCCCUGCCCCUGGCCCCCACGCCCACGCUGGAGCCGCCCCUGGACACGGAGCCCCCGCCCGAGGCCGAGAGGCCCACGGCGCUGGGGGAGGGGACGGGGGCCGGGCCGGGCCCCACGGACGCGGUCCUGGAGCCUGCGCGGCACGCCGACGCCGCCGCCGAGCGGACCGCCGAGCCCCCGCAGCUGGAGCCCAGCCAGACGGCCGCCCUGCCCCCCCACAGCUUCCCCGUGGUCACCCCCACCGAGGAGAUCCCCCGGCUCUCCGCCCUGGAGCUGCCGGAGCCGGAGCUCCCGCUGUCGGACGGGGUCCCCGAAACGCAGGCCGAGGCCCGGAGGAGGCUCCCCUCCAGCAGCGACGCCGGCCCCAGCAACGGCAGCCCCGGUCUCGCCGCCACCAGCGUCAGCUCCGUGGCAGAGCCGGCCACCCCCGAGACCGACGCCCCCAAACAGGACCUGCCCGCCCCCGCCUCCAAGGAGCCGCCCGUCCAGCCCCUGCCCACCGCCACCCGGCCCGCCGAAAUCCCCCCGCCCACCGAGCUGCCGGCCCCGGCCGAGGCCGAGGGGGCCCGGGUGGCCCCGGAGGAGCCCGGCAGGGCGGCCCCCCCGCCGGAGCACCCCGAGGUGGCCGCCCCGCCCGCCGAGCCCAGGGCGGAGGAGUCGGUGGAGGACGUGCUCCUCUCCGUCGCCUCGGGCGGGGCGCAGCUGCACCGCACCGCCACCGACUUCUACGCCGAGCUGCAGAACUCCACCGAGCUCGGCUACGGCAACGGCAACGGCAACCAGGUGCACGGCUCCAACCAGAAGGAGUCGGUCUUCAUGAGGCUCAACAACCGCAUCAAGGCCCUGGAGAUGAACAUGUCCCUGAGCAGCCGCUACCUGGAGGAGCUCAGCCAGAGGUACCGGAAGCAGAUGGAGGAGAUGCAGCGGGCCUUCAACAAGACCAUCAUAAAGCUGCAGAACACGUCCCGGAUCGCCGAGGAGCAGGAUCAAAAGCAGACAGAGUCCAUCCAGGUCCUGCAGAGCCAGCUGGAGAACCUCACCCAGCUGGUGUUCAACCUGUCCACCACCGUCAGCCAGCUGCAGAGAGAGGUGUCGGACAGGCAGAGCUUCCUGGUGGUGUCCCUGCUGCUCUGCCUGUGCCUGGGCCUGCUGCUGUGCAUCCAGUGCUGCCGCAGCUCGACUCCGCCCCCGCCCGACUCCGCCGCCUCCAUCCCCAAGAGCAACCACUACCCCAGCCCCAAGAGGUGUUUCUCCUCAUACGACGACAUGAGCCUGAAGCGGAGAGUGUCGUGCCCCCUCGUGCGCUCAAAGUCCUUCCAGCUACCUACCACGGAAGUAGGUCCAGAUGACUUGUACAUUGUAGAACCUCUAAGGUUUUCUCCAGAAAAAAAGAAGAAGCGCUGCAAGAUGAAGGUCGAGCGGGUGGAGACGCUGAAGCCGUCCGCCCCCGCGCCGGCAGUAGCUAACGGGGGCCCCAAGUGCAACGGCGUCCCGCCCCCCCACGCCGCGUUCCUGUCCUCGGGGGAGGCGGGCGCGUCCUCGUCCAAGGACCCCACGUCCGAGGGCAGCUCGGAGGGCUCGUCCCACUCGGACGAGUCCUACUUCUGCGGCAUCUCCACCUGCUCGCGGCUCUGCAACGGGCACCCCCCGCCCAGGACCCGCACGGAGAAGAGGGCCAUCAAGCGCCGGCGCUCCAAAAUGCUGGAGCAGGGCCGGUACGGGGGGGAGGCGCUGCCGGGGCGGGCGGCCUCCAUGCCCACCCUGGAGGACCUCAUGAAGGGAAACAAGGACAUGAGCGUGGGGACCUUCGGGGUGACCGCAGUCACGGGCCACGUUUGACGCUGAGGCGCACCCCCCCCCCCCCCCCCCUCGCCUGUCCCGUAUCCCGGGACUCACUGCUCAUUCACUGUUCCACCCCCCCCACACACACACACACAUGCACAUAUGAACACGCGCACACACUC